AUGUGUCCCCUGUGGAGCCUUCUUCUCUGGGAAGCACUCCUGCCCAUGGCAACUACUGGCACCCAGGUGUUGAGCAAGGUUGGUAGCUCGGCGCUGCUGGCGGCCCAGCAUCCCCCUGGCUUCCAAGUCCGAGAGGCCAUCUGGAGAUGUCUCUGGCCUGCAGAGGAGCUCCUGGCCACAUUCUUCCGAGGUUCCCUGGAGACUCUGUACCACUCCCGCUUCCUGGGCCGAGCCCAGCUGCACAGCAACCUCAGCCUGGAGCUCGGGCCACUAGAAUCUGGAGACAGCGGCAACUUCUCUGUGCUGAUGGUGGCCAUGGGAGGUCGGACCUUAACCCAGACCUUACAGCUCAAGGUAUACGAUGUAGUGCCCAGGCCCGUGAUACAGGUGUUCACCGCGGUAGCAGAGGAAGCUCAAUUCCCCAAAACCUGCCAGGUCUUCCUGUCCUGCCUGGCCUCCAACAUCAGUGACAUAACCUACAGCUGGCGACGGGAUGGGACGGCGGACUCCGGUGUCGAAUCACACAGCCUGUUCUUGGACGGACAGGCGCUGAGCAUUUCCCUGGGACCAGGAGACAGGGAUGUGGCCUACUCCUGCAUUGUUUCCAACCCUGUCAGCUGGAACUUGGCCACAGUCACCCCCUGGGAGAGCUGCCAUCAUGAGGCAGCACCAGAGAACACCUCCUACAAAGACGUGCUAUUGGUGGUGGUGCCAGUCUCACUGCUCCUGAUCCUCGUUGGUCUCUUCUUUGCCUGGCAGUGUGGCCGCUGCUCAGGGAAAAAGAAAAAGGACGUCUGUGCUGAGGGAGCGACUCCAGAAGCAGAGAGCCCUCUUGUGUAGGAUCUGCCAUGGAGAAUGGUGAAAGCUGACACCUGGAUCACCAGGAACUCUGCUGCCCAUGCACAGGAUGCUCUAGGACAUGGCAGGUGCCUGGAAGCCACCAUGGACCUCAUACCUCCCUUGUCACUCCACCCUG
Messenger RNA from Lepus europaeus (European hare), 976 nucleotides. RefSeq names its product SLAM family member 8 (gene SLAMF8). The transcript has 5 exons. The record is from RefSeq and is a predicted model, not a curated record. The coding region runs from base 1 to 840 and encodes 279 amino acids. Gene Ontology annotation, molecular function: signaling receptor activity. Lineage: Eukaryota; Metazoa; Chordata; Mammalia; Lagomorpha; Leporidae. Gene Ontology annotation, biological process: leukocyte chemotaxis involved in inflammatory response; regulation of B cell differentiation.